Messenger RNA from Kickxella alabastrina, 3131 nucleotides. RefSeq names its product armadillo-type protein. Bases 202 to 3030 code for a protein of 942 amino acids. The transcript has a single exon. Gene Ontology annotation, cellular component: proteasome regulatory particle, base subcomplex; nucleus; proteasome complex. NCBI's taxonomy places the organism in Eukaryota, Fungi, Kickxellomycota, Kickxellomycetes, Kickxellales, Kickxellaceae. Gene Ontology annotation, biological process: proteasome-mediated ubiquitin-dependent protein catabolic process; regulation of protein catabolic process. Gene Ontology annotation, molecular function: enzyme regulator activity. The record is from RefSeq and is a predicted model, not a curated record.
CGCAGGUCAGCAUGUGCAGUCUAACAAGCAGCACACACAACUCGUUUUCUCCACUCCUCGCUUUUUCGAACUAUAUUAUACACCAAAAAAAUUAUUAUUCAUUUCAAUUCAAUUCACUUCACUUCACUUCAGCUCAGUUCUAUACCCUUUACAUUUUUCGUUCUAAAAUUAAUUGGAAUCCUCACUUUAUCUUUAUUGUAAAUGGCCGCUCACAUCGACUCACUCACUUCCGCCAGUGGCCUCAUUUCCCUCCUUGACGAAGAGGAGCGCGAGCUGCAGUACUACGGCCUCACGCAGCUGGAUGCCGUGACAGAGCGCUUCUGGACAGAAAUCUCAGAUUCAAUUUCUAAAAUCGAGAUUCUCUACGAAGAUGAGUCCUUCGAACACCGCCAGCUGGCCGCCCUAGUCGCCUCCAAGAUUUACUUCCAUCUGGGCGAGUUUGACGACGCCCUGUCGUUUGCCUUGGGCGCUGGGUCCCUCUUUUCUCUCACUGAGUCGUCGGCCUAUGUACAGACAGUCGUCAACCACGCUAUUGACAAGUACAUUGAGCUCAGGCGUGUCGACGGUGGCCCUGUGGACGCCAGACUGGAGGCUGUGGUGGAGCGCAUGUUUGAGAGGUGCUUUGCGACGGGCGAUUUUGACCAGGUCGUUGGCAUUUCUAUCGAGGCCAGGCGGCUGGAUGUCCUGGAGCGUGCGCUGAAGAGCGGCGACACGAAGGCCCUGCUGGCAUACGUGCAGAAGGACUGUGUGGAUGUGAUCAGCAGCAUUCAGGUGCAGACUGCCGUGCAGGAGCUGCUUGUGAGCGUACAUAUGCAGUUCAAUGACCCCGACUACGAGGCCGUCUGCAUGUGCUUGUCCAAGCUUAAUAACCCCGAGAAGACCGCCGAGAUCUUUAAUCUUUUGAUCAGCGACGACACCAACGAGGAGCGCGUGUUGUCGGCGUACCAGAUUGCCUUUGACCUGAACGCCAAUGGCACACAAGAGUUCACCAAGGCUGUGAUCGCCCACCUGUACUCGCCGGGCAAGGAGGACACCGCGUGUGUUGCCCGGGUCAAGUCCAUUCUCAGCGGCGACGAGACGCUGAAGUUACACCUUGAGUUUUUGUUCCGCAACAACAAGACGGACCUCAACAUCCUCAACAGCACAUGCAAGCUCCUGGACUCGCGCCUGUCCUUGGCCCACAGCGCCAUCACCUUUGCUAAUGCCUUUAUGCACGCGGGCACUACUGUAGACAACUUUUUGCGCGAUAACCUCGAGUGGCUGUCGCGCGCCAACAGCUGGUCAAAGUUCUCGGCCACCGCGGCGUUGGGCGUCAUCCACCACGGCCAUAUCAAGCACGGGCUUAGUCUGCUUCAGCCGUACCUGCCUGAGGACAAGAUGUCGGCGUCGCCGUUCAGCGAGGGUGGUGCGUUCUUCGCACUCGGUCUUAUCCACUCAUGCCACGGAUCCGACCAGGUCAUUGCCUACCUGCAGGAUGCUCUUGUGUCAUAUACGGGCCAGAACUCGGAGAUUCUGCACCAUGGUGCUUGCCUCGGCCUGGGUGCUGCCGGCAUGGGGUCCGGGAGCGAGGACAUGUCGCAGGCGCUGAAGAACGUCUUGUACGCGGACAGCGCGGUUUCUGGCGAGGCUGCUGCGCUGGGUCUUGGCAUGGUCAUGAUGGGAAGCAACAAUGAUGAGAUUCUCAAGGACAUGCUGCUCUAUGCCAAGGAGACAGAGCACGAGAAGAUCAUUCGCGCGCUUUCCGUUGGCGUUGGCUUGGUGAUGUUUGGACGCAAACAGGAGGCUGAUCCCCUGGUGGAACGGCUGCUUUUGGAGAAGGAUCCCCUUUUGCGCCUUGGUGCUGUGCACACCAUUACGAUGGCAUACUGCGGUACGGGCGACAACGGGGCGAUCCGCAAGCUGCUGCACUUGGCUGUAUCUGAUGUCAAGGACGACGUGCGUCGGGCGGCAGUCACUGGGCUGGGCUUUAUUUUGCUGCGCAGUCCUGAGCAGGUGCCCCGGAUGGUUGAGCUUUUGUCGGAGAGCUACAACCCGCAUGUGCGUGUUGGCUCAGCGCUGGCUCUGGGUAUUGCCUGUGCAGGUACGGGCAAUAAGGCGGCGAUCGCGAUCUUGGAGCCCAUGUUGGAUGACUCUGUGGACUUUGUCGUCGAGGGAGCAUCGAUUGCGCUGUCCUUUAUCUUGAUCCAGCAGAACGACGCGUACGAGCCCAAGGUUGCCGACGUGCGCAAGCGGUUUGCGGCUAUUAUUGAGACAAAGAAUGCCCAGGGAGUGACCAAGUUUGGCGCGGCCAUUUCGCAGGGUAUCAUUGAUGCCGGCGGUCGGAAUGUCACCAUUGGACUGACAACCUCUGAUGGUCAACUUAAUGCUCCGGCGUGCGCCGGUAUGCUGCUUUUCACGCAGUUCUGGUACUGGUUCCCGUUGGCGCACUUCCUUACGCUGGCGUUUAAGCCCACGGCGCUGAUUGCUGUGAAUGCGAAUAUGCGGAUGCCGGAUAUGGAGGUUUUAUGUGUGGCUCGUAAGGCCCUGUUUAGUUACCCGGCCAAAAUUGAGUUGCCAGUUACGCAGGCACCAACAAAGAUCGCUACGGCUGUGCUUUCGACUACGGCCAGGGCGCGUCGUGCAGGCAAGAAGGAAGACGAGAAGGAAGACUCAUCUACAUCUGCUGGAUCCGCUGCCUCUGCUUCUGCUUCUGCAUCUGCUGGCAGCAUGGAGGUCGAUGAGAGCCCGGAUACCAAGAAGAAGAGCAAUGUGAAAAAGGCAGCUUCAGACACGCCGUUUGCGGUUGGCAACAUGACUCGUGUGUUGCCAUACCAGGAGAAGUUUGUCAAGUGGACUGCUGGCUCGCGGUACGUUCCUGUCAAGCAAGGUCGGGUUUCAGGUGUAGUUCUGGUGAGGGAUACUGCUCCGGAGAAUCCUGAGACGCUUCUUGCUAGCUUAUUGCCUGAGUCGCAGGAGAUGGAGGAGAGCAAUGCCCCGAGUGUCCAGGCUCCUGAACCGUUUGAGUAUCCGUUUGGUACCGAGCAGGCCUAAAAGCUCCGUGUGUGUUUUUUCUUUACUCUAGUUUUUCUUCAUUUCUUUCAAUUUUUUAUUUACUUUUAAAAAUCAAUUUUAUUUAUACUUUUUUACUUCAA